AAUGUGUUUAAAGGAAAAUAGCGUUACCUUGUCUAAUGCAAAUUUUAAGGUGUGACAUUUUUAGCAAGUGAUGGCUUCCUUCUAGUUGGUAUUGAGAUUUCAAUGCUGUUUGUAGUGCAGUGAUAUAUUGUAAUUAUAUUAGUUACUGAAAUUAUGGGACAUAAAUUGAUAAGUGUUAUUGUUAUUUGCUGGUGCUGUAGCGUUGUGUAUUGUGCAGUUUUCAAAAGAUCGAUAUGUCCUUCAAAUGAGAUGCAAGUAGAGUGUUUCCACUGCGGACCCAAGAGUUGUGAUCAGCUGGGAUUCCCCUCACCAUGUGGCGGCAGCAGCUUGUGCAGGUCCCGAUGCGUGUGUAUUGACGGCUUCGUGAGGAAUGAAGACGGCCUGUGUAUACCGAAAAUGGAGUGCCCAUCAUGUGGUGGGGAUAGAAACGCGACCUCUGGCUGCAGCAACCACUGCGGGAACUCAUGUUCUGACUACCAGGAUACCAAUAAAUCCUGUCUCUCUGGCUGCCACUACAACGGGUGUGACUGCAAGCCAGGCUACGUGUUUCACGAGAAACUAGGCCACUGCGUCCUACCGGUCGAUUGCUAAUUACCGCCUCUUCAACGUGAUUCAAGGAACAAAACGCGAUUAAUUUUGAAUAAAUUUAUGGACCAAAUAAAACCAUUUUUGUACGUUU
This is a messenger RNA of Colias croceus (clouded yellow), 679 nucleotides long. Its product is annotated as venom serine protease inhibitor-like. The transcript is spliced from 4 exons. The record is from RefSeq and is a predicted model, not a curated record. NCBI's taxonomy places the organism in Eukaryota, Metazoa, Arthropoda, Insecta, Lepidoptera, Pieridae. The coding region runs from base 154 to 591 and encodes 145 amino acids.